Molecule: messenger RNA, 2607 nt
Organism: Chelmon rostratus (copperband butterflyfish)
Lineage: Eukaryota; Metazoa; Chordata; Actinopteri; Chaetodontiformes; Chaetodontidae
Product: extracellular calcium-sensing receptor-like
Exons: 10
Coding region: 103-2607 (834 amino acids)
Biological process (GO): G protein-coupled receptor signaling pathway
Cellular component (GO): membrane
Molecular function (GO): G protein-coupled receptor activity
Source: RefSeq, a predicted model, not a curated record
AUUUAGACAAAGAUCUGUAUUUAUCUCAGUUUCUCUUUCUCCUCCGAAUCUUCCUCUUUUUCCUCGUCUUGUAAAUUACGGAGAAAGUUUCAUCCUGUUGAAAUGAACAAGCCUGGUGAUGUGGUCCUCGGUGGGCUAUUUGAGGUCCACUACAGCUCUGUUUUCCCUGAGUGGACAUUUACCUCAGAGCCACAACAGCCCACCUGCAAAGGAUUUAAAACUCUAGGUUUUAGGCAUGCCAUGACCAUGGCCUUUGCUAUUGAUGAGAUCAACAAGAACUCCAAUCUGCUCCCUCAUGUGUCUCUGGGCUACAGUCUUUCUGAUAACUGUGGUGCACUUGUUAUUGGAUUAAGUGCUGCAUUAUUGCUUGCAAGUGGGCGAGAGGAGCAGUUUCUGCUUCAGCAGAACUGUUUUGGGACCCCCCCAGUCCUGGGGAUUGUUGGUGAUGCCCCCUCUACAUUUUCUAUUGCCACCUCCGACGUACUAGGUUUAUACAAAAUGCCCAUUGUGAGUUAUUAUUCCACAUGCUCCUGCCUGAGUGAUCAGCAACGGUUUCCAUCCUUCUUUAGAACAAUCCCAAGUGAUGCUUUCCAGGUAUGGGCUAUGAUUCAGAUUCUAAAACACUUUGGCUGGACUUGGGUAGGCCUCCUGGUCAGUGAUGAUGAUUAUGGACUCCAUGUUGCCCGGUCCUUCCAAUCUGACCUCACUCAGUCUGGUGGAGGAUGUCUGGCCUACUUAGAGGUCUUACCCCGGGACGGUGAACAAACUGAACUCAGGAGGAUUGUACAUUUGAUUAAGACAUCAACAGCUCGUGUGGUUAUGGUGUUUGCAAAUGAGUUUGAUCUGAUUCAUCUAAUGGAAGAGGUGGCAAGACAGAAUGCGACUGGCCGGCAGUGGAUAGCAAGUGAAGCUUGGACAGCAUCGACUGUGCUCCAUACACCUCGCCUCAUGCCGUACCUGAGGGGCACACUGGGCAUCGCCAUUCGUCGAGGAGAGAUACCAGGCCUCAGGGAGUUCCUUUUGAAAAUACGACCUGACAACAGUGACAAUGACAACCAAGGAAAUAAUAUGGUGCGACAGUUUUGGGAAUCCACAUUUCAAUGUAGAUUUGAUCCAGCAGGUUUGGUGGAAGCUGGAGGAGCACUGUGCACUGGACAGGAAGACAUUGAAAUGGUGGGGACUGAGUUUUUUGAUGUGUCUGACCUCAGGCCUGAGUAUAAUAUCUACAAAGCUGUGUAUGCUCUUGCGUAUGCACUCGAUGACAUGCUGCAGUGUGAACCAGGGAGGGGUCCUUUCAGCGGGCACAGCUGUGCCACUUUACAAAAACUGGAGCCAUGGCAGCUUCUGCAUUAUUUGCAAAGGGUCAAUUUCACCACAAAUUUUGGUGAUCAAGUAUCAUUUGAUGAGAAUGGUGAUGCCUUACCAAUCUAUGAUAUUGUCUACUGGCUGUGGCUCCCUGAUGGAAGAACUGAAAUUCAGCAUGUGGGUGAGGUUAAAAGGUCGGAUUCCAAAGGUGAAGAACUCACAAUUGAUGAAGACAAAAUCUUCUGGAACUUUGAAUCGAACAAGCCUCCCCGGUCAGUGUGCAGUGAGAGCUGCCCACCAGGUACUCGCAUGGCCAGAAAGAAAGGGGAACCUGAGUGCUGUUUUGACUGCAUCACAUGUUCUGAGGGAAAGAUCAGCAAUGAGACUGAUUCCAUGGAGUGCACCAGUUGUCCAGAGGACUUCUGGUCCAGCCCCGAGCAUGACCACUGUGUACCUAAGAAAAUUGAGUUCCUCUCCUACCAUGAGCCUCUGGGUAUCUGCUUGACUGCUGCAUCAUUGCUGGGUACAUGUAUCAGUGCUGUUGUCCUGGGGGUCUUCACCUAUCAUCGCAGCACACCCAUGGUACGAGCCAACAAUUCAGAACUGAGUUUCCUGCUUUUGGUAUCACUUAAGUUGUGUUUCCUGUGUUCACUGCUGUUUAUCGGCCGUCCCAGACUGUGGACAUGCCAGCUGAGACAUGCAGCAUUUGGGAUCAGCUUUGUGCUUUGUGUCUCAUGCAUCCUGGUGAAAACCAUGGUGGUUCUGGCUGUGUUCAAGGCCUCCAAGCCAGGAGGUGGAGCCAGUCUGAAGUGGUUUGGUGCUGUGCAGCAGAGGGGGACAGUAAUGGUUCUUACUUCUAUCCAGGCAGCAAUUUGCACAGCCUGGCUUGUCUCUUCCUCACCAACUCCGCAUAAAAACACUAAAUACCACAAUGAUAAGAUUGUUUAUGAGUGUGUUGUUGGGUCCACAGUUGGUUUUGCAGUGUUACUUGGCUAUAUUGGCUUAUUGGCUAUCCUUAGCUUCCUGUUAGCAUUUCUGGCAAGGAAUCUUCCAGACAACUUCAACGAGGCCAAGCUCAUUACUUUUAGUAUGCUGAUCUUCUGUGCUGUGUGGGUGGCCUUUGUCCCUGCUUAUGUCAACUCUCCAGGUAAAUAUGCAGAUGCAGUGGAGGUGUUUGCCAUCCUGGCCUCCAGUUUUGGCCUCUUGGUAGCACUGUUUGGACCCAAAUGUUACAUAAUCCUGCUGAGACCAGACUGGAACACAAAGAAAGCUAUAAUGGGUCGAGGAAAAUCCAGCUCAUAA